AGGGUUGGCUGGCUAUGUUUGGAGCCAGCAGUUAACUCGGAAACUCCACCGGACAUGUUACCAUAUCUUAUCAGUAAAUCGACAAAGUGGACAUCGAUCAUAAAUUCUGUUGGAUUUGUCAGCAAGAUCCUCACCGUGCGUCAGUUAAACGUGCAGUGUACUUUAGUGCGGGAGUAUACAUUCACAUAAAACAAACGAGUGUAGACAAAAUUAAUUUUUGAAUUCCUGCAAUUAUACCCUGCACAAAAUUUUUGUGCCAUUGAUGCAUUUUCUGUAUAGGUAGUGUUGUCGGUAAUUCUUUGUCACUGAUUCAGCUUCUAAUAAAUGAUUAAUCCAACCUUGUCUAGCUUUCCUAGAAGUCAUCAAUAAUCAUGAAUUAUUUAUAACAUCGUUUGUGCACAUAAACUGAGACAUUAAAAGAACGAUUCUUUGCACGUGGCUUGCUCAAUUUUUUUCAGUACAACGUUAUUCUACAAACAUAUUUACACCAAGAUGGGGGAUGGAUGGCGAAUCAUGUACCUCCUACUGCACAAAAACUUGAUAAUACGUAAACGACACUGGAUUGGAACCAUCGCUGAAGUUGUAACACCAGCUUGCAUUAUUGCAAUCAUCAUGGCCCUCAGGACACUCAUACCUAGUGGAACUACUGUCGUUACCAAUAGCACGAUAUACCCAGUACAGAAUAGAACUUACUUGGAAAGUAACUUUUUCCCGGAUCUACUUCGCAUAUUUUAUUUACCCCAAAAUGAUUUCACCACCAGUUUAAUGGAGAACUCUACAGAAUGUCUUGGAAUAGCAAGUAGCCAACUCUAUGGCUUUGAUACGGAAUCUACUAUGUUGGAGGGUUAUGAAGCGCAACAAGCACAGGAUUUGACAAUCUCAGUCCUGGUGGUUGUCUUUGAAGGGACUGUCGGGGACUCUGUACAGAAUUUAGUGUACACCAUGAAGACUUCCCGUUCACUUAAGAGCUCAUUAGUUGAUUCUGAUUACGGAAUGCCUAGUACUGUAGCUGAUACUUUAAUAGAUGAAAUCCCAUUUGUAGCAUUACAAAUGUGCGUAGAUGAUUCGUUUAUUAGUCGAGUCGCUCCUGCCUAUGCCGAGCAGAUGCCAACGAGAAGUCUACAAAAAAUGCCAUAUCCCCCAUAUGAAUCUGCAGAUUUGAGUGAACUUUUUUUUCGUGAUACUAUUGGCACCUGGGCAGCGAUUAUGUUCAUUGUAACAUUAUACUUGGUACCAUCUUACAUCACUACGGAAAAAGACACAGGAGUGAACGCCCUGCUGAAGAUGAACGGUGUGAAAACAUAUCAAAAUUUUUUGAGCUGGUUAAUCAUUGGUUUCGUAUUGGGCACUGUAGCCGUUCUUCUAAUUACGAUAGUUGUCAAAGUGUAUUUCACGUCCAGUCAGCUACCGUUUUACUACUAUAGCAAUGGCUUCAUAUUUUGGAUGGCAAUUUUGAUAAACUUUAUUCACACAUAUGCUUUCUGUUUGCACGUAGCUUCUUACUUCACCAAAGCUCGAAUUGCUCAAGCAACAAUGAUGCUGAUAGUGUUUGUCGUACUGCAAGUUGUCAACCAACUUGAAACCAAUGAGCUGUAUAGCGUUCUUCCGUAUCUUGGAUUUUUAUUCCCAACUGCAGCUGCGAUGAGAAUAUUCGACGAAUUCAAUAGCUACGACAAUUUAUUAAUUGGAGUACAGUGGAAUAAUUUAUUUUUAACGGAACAUGAAGUACUUGGAUUUGACGGAACUCUCGGCUUUAUAAUGAUCUUUAGUAUUGUUGCUACUAUUUUCCACUUCCUUAUUGCCCUGUAUCUCGAUGCUGUUUUACCUGGCAAAUAUGGUGUAGGGAAAUCACCGUUCUUUUUUCUCAAGGCUUUCAAGAAAAAUAAGGUGAACAAUGGCCAGAGUAAUGACGUAGUGUUGAAUGGUGCUUCUAACGGGCAGCCUAAAGUAUUGGAACAUGUGGCUGAAGGUGCUUUAACACCUGGAAUACAGAUACGAAAUUUGGAAAAAACUUACACCAUUGGAUAUUUAAAAUCGCAGACGGUGCAAGCGGUUCGUGGAAUCAGUCUUGAUUUUUACAAAGGACAAAUAACUGCUUUAUUGGGACACAAUGGGGCUGGAAAAACUACAACAAUGUCAAUCCUCACUGGUUUAACUUCACCUACAUCAGGAACGGUAUUGGUCAAUGGUAAAAAUAUAAACAGUGAUAUGCAAGCAAUUAGGGAUGACUUAGGCAUGUGUCCACAAGAGAACAUGCUAUUCUCAGAUCUUACCGUAAUGGAACAACUGCAGUUAUUUGGAUUGUUAAAACAGAAGACGAAAACAAGAGAUGAGGUCAUACAUGAUGUAGAAGAAUUACUAGUCAAGCUGAAAAUAAGUGAAAAGCGAAACGCCCUCCCGAAGCAUCUCUCUGGGGGUCAAAAAAGAAGAGUGUGUUUAGGGAUGGCGCUUGUUGGCAACGCAUCGACCUUGAUCUUAGAUGAACCAACCUCAGGUAUGGAUCCAGAAACAAGUAGAGUGACAUGGGAGAUCAUAUUGAAAUUCCGAAAGCAGAAGACAAUAAUAAUUACAACCCACAGUAUGGAGGAAGCGGAUGUUCUUGGAGAUCGAAUUGCGAUUAUGCACAAUGGGAAUAUGAAAUGUUACGGCACUUCAAUGUUUCUUAAAAAAUUCUAUGGUAAGAACUAUCAGGAAGUUACUCUUUCGAUAGAGUCAUGGUACGAUCGAGGCAAAAUUCAAGCCAUAGUUGGGACUGAUGCAAAGAUAGAUACAAGUACUUACGGCAGAAUAGUCAUAAGCAUUCCAAUGACUGAUUCCUUGCCAGAGACCUUGGACAAAAUAGAACUGAUGAAAGCAGAGCUUGGUAUUUCUGGUGUCAGCGUAUCCAUGAUUACUCUAGAACAGGUGUUUUUGAAAGCUGCUGAAGAAGAAGAUGAAAAAGAAAAAAAGGAAGAAGAAAAAAAUGAAGAAAUUAGUGUACCUGCGGGUAAUGCAGAAGAAAAAGAACUGGGUUGUCAACAAAAUGUUAAAUUGACAGGAUUGCAACUUAAGAAACAAAUUUUUUGGGCAUUGUUAGCAAAGAAAGCUUUUUAUGCUAAAAAUAAUCGAGGGAUAUUAAUUGGAAUGGUUUUUGGAACUUUGAUUGCAGUAAUAUUAAUGCCGAUUUUUGCUAUGAAAGUGACCAGCAGCACAAAUUACCGACCGCUCAGUCUUAGUAUCUAUCCGAAUUCGGAGGCUCUGAUAUAUAACGAAGAUGAAAACCUGGCAAACACAUAUGCAGCGGUUAUUGAAGGCCAGAGGGGUACAGCAACUUUGUUAGGAUCUGAAGUUAAUAUACUCGAUGCACUACUGGAGAAAGCUACAGCAGGCAUUGUAUAUUACAGGAACAAUAUAGUCGUCUCUGCAGAAUUUGAUUCAACUGGCGAGACUAUUACAGCAAAUGGUCUUUAUUCUGGUAGUGCGACAUUGAGUGCACCAAUAAGUGUCAAUGUAAUCUCGAAUUCACUUUUAAAGACGUUCGCGAGUGAUGCAUACUCGAUCACAGCAAAUAUUGAAAACUUGCCAAAAUCAUUGGUCGACUAUCUCUAUGAUGAGUUUACAGUAAAGUCGGAUAAUCUGUUGCAAAUGAUGUUGUUUAUAAGCGUUUUUUUCAUCGCUGUUGGGUUGUUUGUCAUUAAUCCACUGAUGGAAGUUACUACUUCUGUUAAACAACUUCAACGAAUGACAGGAGUCUCAUCCAUGUUGUACUGGGGAACUAUGUUCAUUUUCGAUUAUGGCAUUUAUAUCAUAGCGACGAUUGUCACAGUACUAGGAUUUGUGAUAAUGGAUAUCAUUUUUCAAUCAAAAACAUAUUACAGUGUGGAAAUUGGAAUUCUCUCAUUGCUAUUACUUCUUUUUGGUAUCAAUCUCCUACUGCUGGCCUACGUAUUUAGUUUCACACAAAAACCGCUCUAUGUAGUACUUUUAAUCCUCUGUCUCGCGAAUAUUAUAAUUGCGGAAAUUCAGGUGUUUAUAAACUUGGCAUUGGAAUACAUGGAGUCAUAUGGUGUGGGUUUUUUACUUCAACGAAGACUAUUUUCGUUGUUGCCCCAUGUCAGCUUCACUUUUGGAUUCUCGAAAUUCUUGGACGUAGCGGCUAACAAUGCCAGAUGCCGCGGGUUGCCAAACAGUUUUGGUCAAAUAGCUUGUCUCCUUCAGGACCCCUGCUGCAAUUUAGAUUGCGCAGACGGCAAGUGUAAUGCCAGAGUUCCAUAUUUUGGUGACUUUACUGCAGAUGCUGGAUUAGAAGAGUUCGUAUUGUAUCUGGCGUUGACACCAAUUGGUUUUCUGAUGAUUCUAUUUUUACUCGAACAUCGAGUAUUUGGAAAGUUGAUAUCUAAGAUGAAAUCUUCUGAAACAGUAGGUUUAAGUGAUACCGAAACUAUCGAUAGUGAUGUUGUAAAUGAAAAGCGAAUUGUACAGCAAGCGAUUAAUCAGCGUGAACAAGAUUCAAAUUUUGAAGAUGAAAAUGUUUUCUUAGCUUACGAGUUAAGUAAACGUUAUGGAAAACUUCAAGCAGUGAAAGAAGUCAAUUUUAGAGUCAUGAAAAAUGAAUGCUUCGGUUUGUUGGGUGUUAAUGGAGCUGGAAAAAGUACUACAUUUCGAAUGUUAGUUGGUGAGGAUGUACCCACAAGUGGUAUUCUUAUUCGUGGUCGUAACAAUAUCAAAAUCAAUCGUAAGCAGUACUUAGCAGGGAUUGGAUACUGCCCUCAAAUCAACGCUUUGAUCCCAUCUUUUAAUGCCUAUGAACAUCUAUUACUUUUCGCCCGCUUAAGAGGCGUGCCAAAGGCUGAGGUUGAGUCAGAAGUUCAACUAUGGAUUGACAAGUUGCGAUUGAACAAACAUGCUAAAAAUAUGAGCAAAACCUAUAGCGGAGGAAAUAAGAGACGGUUGAAUAUUGCAAUGGCAUUAAUUGCGAAUCCGGAAAUGGUGUUGCUGGACGAACCAACAGCAGGUGUGGAUCCAGGAGCGAGAAGGUCAUUGUGGGGCGUUCUUCAGAGUUGUCAAAAUUCCGGACAAGCUAUUAUAUUAACUUCGCACAGCAUGGAGGAAUGUGAAGCUUUAUGCAACCGAUUACUAAUCAUGGUUCGAGGCCAAUUAGUUUGCGUUGGAGCUAGUCAGCAGUUGAAACAGCGUUACGGAGCUGGCUACGAUAUAAGCAUAAAAUUAAACCCGGAAAGAUCGGAAGAGGAGCACAAAAAGAUUAAAGAAAAAAUCCAAUCUUCUCUUACCUGUGAAUUACGUGAUGAACAUCCGGGAUAUCUAUUCUAUCACAUACUUGAUAAUCGGACAACCUGGGUGAAAAUGUUUGGAAUAAUGAAUACAUUGAAGUCACAGCACAGCUGUAUCGAGGAUUUCACUGUAUCCUCGUCGACAUUAGAACAAUUAUUUAUACAGUUUGCUAGAUCUGCUUCAGGAUCUACGACUGUACCUAAUGGAGUAACUAACGUUUUAACUAACGUAUAAUACAGUAUCGUGAAUAAGUACAAACUCAGUAUUAUACUAAACUUUGAUCUCUACAUUUUUUUACUCAAAGUGGAGAUGCAUCUUAACUUGUUAACGUGACAUAUUCAAUUUAUAAAAUACUACAGCUGUUAGAGAACUUGAUACAGACUAGUAACAAACUGUUGAGGCUAAUUGGUAUAUUUAAUUAAAUAAUAAGUAAUCAACUACGGUAGGUUAUAAUGUCAGAGUUAUAUUUAAAUCGAAUGAAGUGUUAAAAUAAGCGUUAAAAUGAUUGAUUAAAAAUGAAACAAAAAUCCCAAAACUUUGGCCAUUUCAGUUCCGUUAUUUGCGGACACGUGAUUAAUUCAUCGUAAAGAUAAGCAGUAAGAAAAAUACUGGAUAACGUGAUUGCACCUAAAAAUUUGUAGCUCAGUUAUGCGCAGUGGAAUUUUUCAAUUGCUCGAAAUAGAGAAUA
Messenger RNA from Neodiprion virginianus, 5959 nucleotides. RefSeq names its product phospholipid-transporting ATPase ABCA1 (gene Abca3). The transcript has 25 exons. Gene Ontology annotation, molecular function: lipid carrier activity; ATP hydrolysis activity; ABC-type transporter activity. The record is from RefSeq and is a predicted model, not a curated record. Lineage: Eukaryota; Metazoa; Arthropoda; Insecta; Hymenoptera; Diprionidae. Bases 493 to 5505 code for a protein of 1670 amino acids. Gene Ontology annotation, cellular component: intracellular membrane-bounded organelle; membrane. Gene Ontology annotation, biological process: transmembrane transport; lipid transport.